Molecule: messenger RNA, 624 nt
Organism: Plasmodium gonderi
Lineage: Eukaryota; Apicomplexa; Aconoidasida; Haemosporida; Plasmodiidae
Exons: 1
Coding region: 1-624 (207 amino acids)
Source: RefSeq, a predicted model, not a curated record
AUGGGAGAAAGCGGUAAUUAUUUCAGGAUACCUGAUGAAGCAAGAACAAAAGAGCGACAUUACAAAACAAAAAAGAAUAAAUUUCUAGAAGAGAAAUCAGACUUAUUUUGUUUCAUAUGUUUAGAGAAGAAUUUAGAAGAUUCUCAUUUGAUAUCCUGCUGUUCUUUAUGUACUGCUUGUGUUCAUAAAAGAUGUUGGUACAGUUGGAGAAAAACCCAGAAAUUAAGUUCCCUAAGAUCCAGAAUUUUAGGCCUAAAUAAAUUGGACCCUUUAUUAUGCACAAUUUGUAAAACAGGUACUGCAAAAAUAAAAGAUGAAAAGGAUUUUAAUUGGAUAAUUAACAGUAAUACAAAUAAAGAAUAUUUGCAAGAUGAAUUAUUAAGAACAAUUGCAUCGAUAUUAAAUAAUGAAGGGAAUGAUAACAACAUUCGCAUACUUCAUUUCCGAUAUAUUUUUUUAAUAAAUUUAAUUUUUUUAAUUAUAGGAAUAGUUAUAAUAAUAAUUUUUACAGUUGUUUUCCAUUUUACCACUACCUAUGUCCUUCUUGUUGCACUUUUUGUACUGUACGAAAUUAUAGUUCUACAAAUAGUUUUAUAUCUUUAUAUAAGAAUCAGAUAUAAUUAA